Molecule: messenger RNA, 312 nt
Organism: Vairimorpha ceranae
Lineage: Eukaryota; Fungi; Microsporidia; Nosematidae
Exons: 1
Coding region: 1-312 (103 amino acids)
Source: RefSeq, a predicted model, not a curated record
AUGGAUCAAAACCCUAACAUCGAAGUAAUUCAAGAGUCAUUAGAAAAAGAUGAUUUGUUAAACAGACUAGAAAAAUUUAGUGUUUUCUUAGACACCUUGGUUUAUCGUAUUACUGAAGAGGAAAUGCCUGAAGAAGAUGUGUCUAAAAUUGUUGAUCAUAUUAAAUUACAGAAGAAAAUAUAUGAACAUGCGCAUAACUUAUAUGACACGGUAAAAGAUGAAAAUUAUGAGAAAGAAAAGGCAGAGGCAAAUUUAAAUAUACUCAAAGAAACACUUGAGGAAUAUAGCAAAUUUAGAAAUUUUCAAAAAUAA